Messenger RNA from Menidia menidia (Atlantic silverside), 4640 nucleotides. Lineage: Eukaryota; Metazoa; Chordata; Actinopteri; Atheriniformes; Atherinopsidae. The record is from the annotation of a GenBank genome assembly.
ACCCGUUUCACGUUCGUUUGUCAACUUCAUGCCACAACUUGACCGAACUCUGUGUUUCAAUCUGUGUUGUGAAACAAGGCAGUGAUGUGCCGGAAACGGGCUAUCGCUCCAAAAUCAAAGGACCAUAGAGCAACUUAACCUCACUUUACUGCUGGAGAGAAGAGGUUUAUGUUUCUGGAGACCUAACAGAGUUUUGGGAAACUGAGAAAACUACACAUUUGAGAUGGAGGACGUCUCUGACAUGGAGGAGAUGGGUGACAUAGAGAUGAGCAUGGUGGAAGAGGAAGUUGUGUACCCUCAGGAGUUUUUACCAACAUAUCAUUCUAUCAAAGAAGGAGGAAAAGUAACCAAAACAGAUCUGGUGGACUUUAACGACAAACCAGACUCCUUGUUCUUCAACGACGGCGUGAGAAGGAUCGACUUUGUUUUGGUGUAUGAAGACGAGGACAAGAAGGACUUUGAGAAGAGGCACACAUACAAGAAACGGAAAAUGCGGAGAGAAUACUUUGAGAACAGCUUGAUGCAGAUGGGCAUGGAGUUGGAGGCGACGCCAUCUGUAGUGGACGACAAAGUCAUAUUUGUGAAGGUCCACAUGCCGUGGAAUGAGCUGUGCACCUACGCCGAAGUCCUGCACAUCAAGCUUCCCAUCCAGCCCAACGACCUGUCCUCCCGCCCCUCCAUGUGGCGCUUUCUGUCCUGCAUCACCAAGUACUUCUACCCCAACGAGGACCUGAUCUGCAAGGAGACGGAGUUCUUCACUGCGCCUUUUGAGAAAGGCCGCCAGGAAUACUUCUAUAUCAAGGACAAAGAUCUCUUUUUCACUCCAUCCAUGAGGAGCAGGAUGGCAAGUUGCAACAUGCCGCUGCAGAAUCAGGAUCAGAGGGCGUAUUACAUCCUGAGCAGAGCCCCCUAUGAAAUCCGAAAGAACUACAAAAAGUUUGGCAUCACCAAGCUGCUGGAUAGUGGAGUGUACAAAGCUGCCUAUCCCCUUCACGAUAGUGAGUACAACGUCAGAUCCAGUGAGGAUGGUUAUCCUAGUGAGAGAUAUCAACUUUAUCAAGAAUGGGCUCAUCCCAAGAGCUUCUACAAAAUGCAACCACUUGAUCUCAUAAGGAAGUAUUACGGGGAGAAGAUUGGCAUUUACUUUGCGUGGCUGGGCUUCUACACGUUUAUGUUGGCUCUGGCUGCCGUUGUCGGGCUGGGCUGCUUCAUCUAUGGAUACAAGACUCAAGAAACAAGCACCUGGAGCAAAGAAGUAUGCGAUCCAGAGGUCGGAGGUCAGAUUGUAAUGUGUCCACAGUGUGACUUCUGCAAAUUUUGGACAUUAAACAGCACCUGUGAGACUUCAAAAAAACUUUGCAUAUUUGAUAACUUUGGGACGCUGGUGUUUGCCAUUUUCAUGUCAGUCUGGGUGACUUUGUUCCUGGAGUUUUGGAAACGUUACCAGGCAGAGUUGGAGUACGAAUGGGACACUGUGGAAUUCCUGGAGCAGGAAGAGCCCCCUCGCCCAGAAUAUGAGGCCAAGUGUAUCUAUGACAGAAAAAACCCUGUCACUGGGGUGAAAGAAAAAGUGCCGUACACAGCCUGUGGACGAUGCGUUCGGUUGUCGAUCGGAAUAGGAACAGUCUUAUUUUGGAUCAUGCUGAUCCUGGCCUCCAUUGUGGCCAUCAUUGUGUACCGAUUGGCCGUCUUCAUUACAUUCUCAUAUAAUUUGAGAAAAAAUGACCUGAAGAAUUUAGAGCCCAUAAAGGAGUAUGUGACUCCUCAGAUGGCCACCUCCGUCACGGCUUCACUCAUCAGCUUUGUUGUCAUCAUGAUCCUCAAUAUUCUCUAUGAGCGGGUCGCCAUCUGGAUCACAAACUUCGAGCUUCCACGCACCAGGACAGACUACGAAAACAGCCUGACACUGAAGAUGUUCCUCUUUCAGUUUGUCAACUACUACUCCUCCUGUUUCUACAUAGCCUUUGUGAAGGGAAAAGCAGUCGGCCAUCCCGGAGACCCGGUUUAUUUGCUGGGAAAAUACAGAAAUGAGGAGUGUGAUCCCGGCGGUUGCCUGAUUGAGUUGACCACUCAGCUCUCUAUCAUCAUGGGGGGAAAAGCCAUCUGGAACAACAUCCAAGAGGUCUUGCUACCAUUGCUGAAGAAUCUUUUUGCCCGCUAUUGUACUCGUGCAGCCUCAGAAAAGGUGAAGCCUCGCUGGGAGCAGGACUACGAGCUCCUGCCCAUUUCAAAUCGGGGCCUGUUCUAUGAAUAUCUUGAGAUGGUCAUCCAGUUUGGCUUUGUGACCCUGUUCGUGGCCUCCUUCCCUCUGGCCCCAGUCCUUGCCCUGAUCAACAAUCUGUGUGAGAUCCGGGUGGAUGCUUGGAAAAUGACGACUCAGAGUCGUCGGGUCGUGCCAGAGAAGGCCCAGCAUAUAGGGGCCUGGCAGCCCAUCCUGCAGGGCGUUGCCAUCUUGGCUGUAGCGACCAACGCGAUGAUUAUUGCUUUUACAUCAGACAUGAUUCCACGGCUGGUCUACUACUGGUCGUUCUCAGUGUACCCGUAUGGAGAUCACACUAAUCACACCAUGCAGGGUUACAUCAACAACUCUCUGGCCAUAUUCGACAUCAAAGAUUUGAAGCAAAAUAUAACCGACCUUAAAGAUUCUCUGCCCUCCAACAUCAACACCUGCAGGUAUCGAGAUUAUCGGUUUCCCGCAGGACACCCCAGGCAGUACGAGCACAACAUCUUCUACUGGCAUGUGGUUGCAGGAAAAAUGGCUUUCAUAAUUGUUGUCGAGCACAUUGUUUACUUCACAAAGUUCAUCCUGUCCUAUGUGAUCCCAGACGUCCCCUACGCUGUCAAAGAACAAAUCAAACGUGAGAAGUACUUGACCCAAGUGAUUCUGCACGAGACCAACCUGAAGCUGGUGACCAAACGUAGGAAACCAGCCGAGGAAGCGAACUUGAGCCAUGCAGAGGAAAAAUUUGCAAAUGACGAGAUGGAGCUGGAUAUCUCAUAGAAAAACACAGACAUGGAAAUGUAUGUUCUUGGACAGUUAAUUAGUUAUUACUAAGUUAUUACUAAUUACUUAUGUUUUUGUUUACUUCCUGCUCAACACCCACUUCAUAUUAAUCCAUUCUUGUAUUCUUAACCAUUUUAGAUACUAUUUAGGAAAUCAUAACUUGGCUCAACUCGAGACAGAACCCAUAUUCUUAUUUCUCCCUAAAAGACAAAUGGCAUCUCCCCUCUAUGUUCCAACAGGUUAAUGAGAUAAUUCAGCCCCAUUUUGUUUGCAUCAAACUGCAUCAGAUCUGCAUCAGAUGGAAUUUAGAACCAUCUGAUCUACAAGUAGCACUUAGACCACAAGGCUGAUUUUCAAGUCUUAAGGCAUUUGGGUGUUAUAAUCUAUUUAAACUGAAAUUAGAACAAUUUCAAACAGCCUUUUUUUUUAUCAGAUUGGUCAGUUUACAAUAACCGCACCCGAUUCCUGUUUGACUUUAAAGGAUAAAUGCAGUGAAUUCUAAUGCUCCAAAAAAGCUUAAAUAUUUCGUCAAUUCUUCAAAAUAAUGACAGUUUGUGAAUACGAGUCUUUUGGCUUUGUGACUGUUACAUUUUAGUCCGGAUCAAUCUGCCAGCAAUGGCAUCUCACUGUCCAUGUAGCUUUGUGCUGAACACACAAACACUGCUGGGUGAUUUAUUUUUGUUCCAUCUAAAAUAAGUAUUUUCCAACAGAAUUUUCCUCCACCUUGGAAUACAACACAAAGACAAUCAAUUGUUUUGUUGUUUUCUUCAUCCUGAUAAAGGACAGUGUGACCUGUGUUGCGCAGAUGGAGUCCCUGGGUGUUUAAAAUAAUGUUUAAGCUGUGCUCCUAUCGCUAUAUGUGCCUGGCCGACAAUUUUACCUCAAAAUCAGUUUAUAAAUAGGUUAUAGAAUAUUCUAAUUAUCUAUGCAUGUUUGCAAAUGUACAUAAAUUGUUGUAUAAUGUCAAAUUCUUUUUAACUUAACUAGCGUGAAGACUGCAUCAGUAUGAAGUAUAGAUGUUAGCAGAAACUGAUUUUCUGCUUCUGCCUUACUUGAAAUGUAUCCACUAUUUUGUCCCGAGCUACUUUUACUUAGGUGGUCAUCUUCCUGUGCCAUGACAUCUGAACUGUAUGUUAUAUUCUGAAGUUUCAGUUGUUUCCUGUGUAAUAACCAAAACUGUAUUAAUCCUGUGUCCUAAACAAUGGUUUUGCAUCCACUAUGUACCAAAGCUGUAUCAUUUAGCAGUGAAAUCUGAUACAUAUCUGAGUUUGUCUUUAACAUAUUGUUUAUGUUGAACUGCUUUAAGAGUAAACUUUUCCAUUUUUAUAUUUUACAAAGUUUCACUGUCAGUCAUUUAACCUCUUUAUAUUUAUAGUAUGAGGCUUUGUAUUUAUUUGAUCUCAUGCUGGUGGAUGCAUGUCUGAGCCACAUUUAUUCAUGAACACUUACACAUUUCUGAACAUUUAUAGUCUUUGUCUCCUUUUCUACUUGGACUAGUCCAGUCAUUUUAGUUUGUGAAAUUCAUUUGUAGAAUUAUUUUCCAAUUCAGAAUAUAAUUUUUUAUAGCUUUUUCAUUAUCUAUAUAUUACCUUUGUAUAACAUUUUAAUAUCACAUUGUGGUCAGUUGGAAACUCUC